This is a messenger RNA of Clunio marinus, 4688 nucleotides long. The record is from the annotation of a GenBank genome assembly. Lineage: Eukaryota; Metazoa; Arthropoda; Insecta; Diptera; Chironomidae.
GGAGUUAGGGUACAUUCUGCGUUUAUGUCGGAAAAAACAUUUCCUCUUCACUUUUUUCAAUUUAAAUAAAGAUUAUAAUUACUAAAAUUUAGCUAUUCAUAAUUAAUGGAUCCAACAAUGGAUGAAGAGUUUUCAAGUGGCAAUGAAAACGCCACUGCAACUGUUAAUACUUACUUUGAAGAUUUUGCAGAUGAUUUUGAAAGCGGUUGGUCUACACAAAGCAAUCCUGGACAACAAGCACCAUUACAAAAAAAACCUCAACGUAAUCAAGAAGGCGAAAACAGUAACAAUUGGAACUCCAACCAACAACUGCAACAACCAGCUCCGUCAGUAGUGAAUGUGUUUAAAAGUCAUCCCCCAAGUUUUCAUCAGCCACCACCGAAAACGCAAUUAUGGAUUGAAAUAAAAACAGCUGAUGGAAGAUUAUACUACUAUCAUGCCGUUUCUCGUGAGACAACAUGGACAAAGCCAGAGGGACAAAAUAUUAAGAUCUUGACGCAACCCGAGUUUGAAGCACAAAGCAAGAACAUGAAACCAAUGACCGGUAGUCAAGAUUUCAAUGAUUCUAUGAAAAAAGUCGGAAUGCCUAUGGGAAAUUUUGGGGACAUGCCACAGCAACAAAUGCCACCUAUUCCUCACUUCAACUCGAGUGUGCCUCCUUCUGUUAUGAAUCCACCUUUUUCAACACCUUGGAACAAGUGGCAACCCCACCAUCCAUCAAAUGAUGAAACAAAAUUUCACGAUGACAUCAAUAUCGAUCCGAAAUUGAUUGCACGAGCAAAUGAAUGGAGUGAACAUCGAGCCCCAGACGGUCGUCCUUACUAUUAUAAUGCUUCACGUUGUGAAAGUGUUUGGGAAAAGCCAAACGAACUUAAAGAAUUAGAAGAGGCGCGGAUGUCUUUAAUGAAUCCCAUGUUAUCAAUGCAUUCACGACAAAAUCAACCACUUUCGAUGCCAUAUAAUAGUAACAUGACAAAAAUGAAUAAUUCAAUGAAUUUUGUGCAACAGCAACAGAUGAAACCAAAUAUGGCGACUCCAUCAGAGGUAGAAAAUAAAAAUAAGAAACAAGAAGUUGUUGAGAAAGUUAAACAGCCAGUUAAGCCUCAGGAUAAAAGUCGACCGAUUUCAAGUACACCAAUUUAUGGCACACCUUGGUGUGUUGUCUGGACAGGAGAUGGAAAAGUUUUCUUCUUCAACCCUUCGAGAAAAAUUAGUGUUUGGGAGAAACCAGAAGAUUUAAAUGGUCGAGCUGAUGUUGAUAAAGCGAUGAAUUCACGUCCAGAUCAAUUGAAAUCUGACGAAACAACAGAAAAUGUCAAAACACCACAAGAUGCACCAGAAGUAGGAUCUGCUGUAGUAAACUUGAAUCCAAUCUCAGAAAAACAUCCCAUCGGACAAGUAGAAGAUGAAUCAGCAGCAAAUUUACCCAUAAAGAAAUUGAAAUUGGAAGCAACUGAAGCUUCGACAUUAAAACUACAAAAUAUUCCCACGUUAGCAAAUGACAAGAAAGUUGACUCUUCAAUUGAUGGAGUUGCAGAAGCUGAAGCAAAAGCUGCAAAAGAAAGACAAAUUGUUCCACUCGAAGUUCGCGUCAAACAAUUCAAAGAAAUGUUGAAAGAGAAGGAAGUGUCAGCUUUUUCGACAUGGGAAAAGGAACUACAUAAAAUAGUAUUCGAUCCACGUUACUUGCUUUUGACAAGUAAAGAAAGAAAACAAGUUUUCGAGAAAUAUGUCAAGGAUCGAGCUGAGGAUGAACGUCGUGAAAAACGACAAAAAAUGCAAAAAAAGCGAAACGAAUUUAAAGCCCUUUUGGAAGAAGCAAAUUUACACUCAAGAUCGUUUUCAGAUUUCUGUUCAUCGAAAUUUUCUCGUGAUGAACGAUUCAAAGCCAUUGAAAAGAUGCGUGAAAGAGAAAAUAUCUUCAAUGAUUAUAUGGAUGAACUUCGUAGUAAAGAAAAAGAAGAAAAACAAUAUAAAAAAGAUCAAAUUCGCAAAGGAUUCUUCGACCUUCUGAAAUCAGUCCCUGAAAUCGAUCGUCAUACUCAUUGGAUGGACAUUAAGAAGAAGUUAGAACAUGAUAGUCGUUUCAAGGCUGUUAGCAAUUCAGUUUUACGUGAAGAGAUUUUUUAUUCUUACAUCAAAAAUCUUAAAGAAGAACGCAAGAAAAGAAAAAUUAAGAAGUCGGAAAAGAAAGAAAAGAAAAAAAUGAGAGAAAAAGAUCAAAAAGUGUCUGAAUCUGAAACGAAAGAAUCUGCUGAGAAUCAAGAAACAAAUGGAAAGAAUAAGUCAUCAAAUGAUUCCUCAAAUAAAACAUCAGAUCUAGAGGCAAAAUCAGAUGUUGGCACUGACAAAUCGCUAUCGGAAAAAGAAGAAGGCGAGGAAGAAGAAGGUGAGCAUUCUGGAACUGACAGUGAGACUGAGCGUGCUCGAAUAGAAAAAGAUCGUCAAGCAAGAGCUGAGGCAAGCAUUAAAGAUCGUGAACGUGAAGUUCAAAAAGCUUUAGCUGAAAACUUUCGAGAACGUGAUAAGGAGAGACAACACCACAUUAGAGAUGAAGCUGUCAGACAUUUUGAAGCACUUUUGGCAGAUUUAGUUCGAAAUACUAAUCUUACAUGGAAAGAAGCAAAGAAACAAUUGAAGAAAGAUCAUCGUUGGGAACUUGCUGAACAUUUAGAACGUGAUGAAAAAGAACGAUUAUUUGAUGAUCACAUCACGACAUUAUCUAAGAAAAAACGUAAUAAGUUCCGUGAAAUGAUAGACGAGAUCACAAGUUUGGAGCUUACGGCUUCUUGGAAAGAUGUCAAAAGACAAGUUCGCGAUGAUCCACGUUAUCUGAAGUUUGGCAAUAGUGAUGUGUGUGAAAUGGAAUACAAGUCCUAUAUAAGAGAUAAAACUGCCAUUGCGCGCUCUAGUUUUAAAGAAUUACUACAAGAAUGUAAGCUUAUUACGUAUAAGAGUCUGGAAAAUUACAAAGAAAAUCACAAUCAUUUGAAAGAAAUUGAAGAAAUUUUAAAAAAAGAUAAAAGAUAUCUUGUUCUGGAUCAUCUUUCUCGUGAACGCACUGACAUGAUCAUUUAUUACAUGGAAGAUUUGAAGAAACGAGGUGCUCCGCCACCUGUUACAGCAACUGAAUCAUCUCGUAAAAGUCAAAAAAUCAUUUUUUCUAGAUCCAGUUCAAUGACAAGUGAAGCGAAACGUAUCUCUGUCCACAGAACUCGUAAAAGAUUAAGAGAAGUAAAACGAAAAGCACGUCCUGAAUUGGGACAAACCUGGAAUGAAUUGAACUAUGCAGAAAAUUUCGAAAAAUUUAAGCAAUUUGAGGAUAAUGUCGAGCGAAUUCAUGCUCCAGAUGUAAACUGUCAAGAGUUUAUCGACCGAUACGAGAAACAUUAUAAACCAGUAGUCAUUACUGGACUUUUGGAAGGAUGGAAAGCAUCCAGUAAAUGGACCUUGGAGAGAUUAGCUAAAAAAUAUCGAAACCAAAAAUUCAAAUGCGGCGAGGACAAUGAAGGCUAUUCUGUCAAAAUGAAAAUGAAAUAUUACAUUCAAUACAUGACAGUAACAAAAGACGACUCGCCUUUAUAUAUUUUUGACAGUUCCUUCGGAGAACAUCACCGACGUAAGAAACUUCUUGAUGACUACAUUGUGCCAAAGUAUUUUCGUGAUGAUCUAUUUAAAUAUGCUGGAGAAUCUAGACGACCUCCUUAUCGAUGGUUUGUGAUGGGCCCUGAAAGAUCAGGCACUGGAAUACAUAUAGAUCCAUUAGGAACGAGCGCAUGGAAUUCAUUAGUCUUUGGUCAUAAACGAUGGUGCCUUUUUCCUACCCAUACACCUAAGGAACUACUCAAAGUGACUGCUGAGCUUGGUGGAAAGCAAAGAGACGAAGCAAUAACAUGGUUUAGUAAAAUUUAUCCUCGAUGUAAAGCAGCUGAUUGGCCAAGUGAUUGCAAACCUUUGGAGAUUUUACAAAAGCCUGGAGAAACUGUUUUUGUUCCUGGUGGUUUUUGGCAUGUUGUUCUCAAUUUAGACAAUACAGUCGCUGUAACUCAAAACUUUUGUAGCAAGACAAAUUUUCCAAUUGUUUAUCAUAAAACAGUUCGUGGUCGUCCAAAACUUUCAAAGAAAUGGUUGAAAAUAUUGAAAGAAGUCGAACCUGAACUAGCGAAACAAGCGGAAAACAUAAAUAUAAAUUCAAGCUCUGGUUUUGCUUCAGAUUCUUCAAGCAAUUCCAGUUCAUCAAGUUCUUCAAGUUCAGAUGAAGACAGUGACAGUUCUAGUUCAAACACCGAUAGUGGACAAGAGUCAUUGACAGCUCACAAGGCCAAAAAAUAUAGAAAAUUGGAUCAUAAGUCACCUUGUGGCUCAUCAUUGACGAAUUAGGAAAACACUAUAGGAAAAUUGUGAAUUCAUUCAAAAUUCUAAUAAAUCUGUCUUUCUUAAUGAAUAUCUAUGACUAAAAAAUAAAUUAAAUAUCGUUCUACUCCAAUUCAAUAAAAUAAUUUCGAGUGAAAGUUUUCCUUAAUUCAGAAUGUAUUCAUUAUUAAAAACUAUUUUCAAAAAUUUAUCCAAAUAUACUUUUAGCAAAACAUAUAACAAUAAGUAGAAAAUUUAAUUCGCUUAAGUCAAAAUCAUGUUUGAUUUUUUUAAUUUUACAGAUUUCAAUAAAAUAUUGUGAAAUAAAUUGUUCA